UUGUUUUUGGGUACAACAAGAAUUUGCAUUGUCGUCUAAUUUUACUUGCUAAAUCCUAAAUACUGUGCAAGUUUUAACUUUAUUGUAAAGCAUGUUUUGAUAUAUGUGAAGCCCUUUGCAUAAUUUUACCAAUGAACAAAAAUUACGAGCGGUGUACUCGGUGCAAUCGUCGAAAAUUGCUAACUACUGGAUGUCUUCGCAAGUGGCUAAAACCGAUGGAAUGUAAACAUCUACAGCGAACUAUUGAUAACAAAAGAGAUUACAACGACACCGAUAUUGUAAGCUGUGUAUUCUUAACCGAACGUAUGCCUCCACCAAACACGAACAAGUUUAUGAAAUUUUGGAAGAAUAAACUAUUUAUAACUGGCAGUGUAAGGUCGCUCCAGCGAUACUUCACUAACAAAGUCGGAGGAAGUGAGUUUAUUCGCAACUUGAACAAGGCGAAUGAGCCGUCUACUUCAUCAGACAAGAGAAUAAGUUCUGCAGCUAUAUCAGAUCACAGAUGUGAGGUGGAGCCCUACAAGCAGUCAAGUCAAGUUAAAUGUUUACAUUCUGAUAGUCAUUCAGUGCUGCGAGGCCAUGAUAAACAUUCGUCUGCUGAAUCCUGUGCAAUUUACUGUCAAUUAGCUAAACAUGGCUGGUACUGGGGUGGUAUCACAUCCAGUGAGGCUGAAGAACUGCUAGCUGGACAACAUGACAAUGUGUUUCUAGUCCGGGACUCCAAUAGCUCUCGUCAUCUGCUGUGUGUCUCAUUCAGAUGUGUUGGGCGCACGCUGCAUGCACGCCUGCGCCAUGCCAAUGGCCUGUUCUCAUUGAAUGAUGAGACAUUUGUGCCAGCCAAUCGGAUAUCAGAACACUGUGCUACUGUUGAUGUUGCAUCUCAUCUAUUUGAAAGGCCGGUUAGACUAGCCCGACCAUUGAACAGAUUUGCUAAACUGGACUCACUUCAAAUGAUAUGUAGAUUUGUAAUAAGGCAGACAGUUAAUGCUAAUGCCAUCCAUCAGUUACCGCUGCCUCCUAAUCUUAUAUCAUACAUAAGUCUUGGCAGUGACUAUAUCUCGCCCCACAGUUAGAUCUGUUUGUAUACUAUUGCAACUCCAAAGCAAUGCAUUAAUUAUUAUAUUAUACUUUAGUACCCAUAUUCUUAAUAUCAGACUGUCAUUAUGUAGUGUUCAUGAAAAGUUUAUAUUGGAUGAAAUAUUUUAAUAAAAUGAUAAUGUUUAUGUAAAACACUUAUGUAA
Plutella xylostella (diamondback moth) is the source of this 1241-nucleotide messenger RNA. RefSeq names its product suppressor of cytokine signaling 6 (gene SOCS6). Gene Ontology annotation, molecular function: 1-phosphatidylinositol-3-kinase regulator activity. NCBI's taxonomy places the organism in Eukaryota, Metazoa, Arthropoda, Insecta, Lepidoptera, Plutellidae. Gene Ontology annotation, biological process: intracellular signal transduction; phosphatidylinositol phosphate biosynthetic process. Gene Ontology annotation, cellular component: phosphatidylinositol 3-kinase complex. The record is from RefSeq and is a predicted model, not a curated record.